GGAAAUGAAGAGAAAUCGGUGGCUCUUCCUGAGGAUGUCUUGAAGUCACUUAUAUCGAGAUCUUGUGAUUCCAGGGAAGUUGUUUUCCAGUUUAAAGAAGCCCUUCAGCUGGACGAGUCCGCUCUGAAAAAGCCAGAUGUCCAGACAAAACGGAAGAUUCGUUGUUUGGCUAGGCAGGCUAAAUGCUCAGACAGGUCCGAUGUUAUCAAGCAGUUAAGAGACAUAACACCUGCAGGAACAACGGGUGAGUCUAGGGUUUGUCUCGUUAAAUUACUGAGGAAAAAGGUACUGUAACCAAAUAUGUUUUCGAACUUUGGCGUCAAGAUCUGUAUGAAGUAACAAUUAAUUAAAUUACUUCUGUGGAAGCUUGUAGAGUAAUAGGCCACCGAGAUACUUUUACCAAUUAUUUGUCGUUUGACCUUUCCUCAAAUCUCUUAUUUAUCUUAACCACCAGUGCACCAGGAUAUGUCGUAAUGUUAAAUGUGCUUGUUUGCCAUUAGGUCCUUUGAUGAAAGACAGUCUUGACGUGCGAAAAAUUCCUCAUUCAGUGGCAAGAAAGCUUACCAUCGCAUUGUGUGGUAUGACCAAAAUUCAAUGUUUUUACUGAUUCACCUACUCACUCAGUGUGAAUUAAAAUUUAAAUAUCCUAAUAUAUAUCUGUUGGACUGAUAUGCCUCCUCAUUUCAAACAUGACAAUAUAAGGUCCAGCAAAUGAGAACUGGGGCGGCCUUCUUUUAGGUCGAUUAACCAAGGGAUCAGAGUACAAUUUCCCGAUUUUCUCUCAUGGCCUAUGAAGAGUUUAUGUUUUUUUUAACGCAUCGGUGAAAGUGUUUGGUAUACAUGCAUGCAUGCAUAUGAUCAGGAGCCAUAACCGCAUGUAUAACCGCAAGCGCGGGAUCCUCGCGGUUCCAUCGAGAUAGAUAUAUUAUUGUGCUAUUUUUAGAACAAACUGCGCCACCCUCAACGCCUCAAACUCGUGCGCGAACCCGCAAAUUUGUGCGGCUCUCGUGUGGAAUUUCAGGGGAUGCGGGGCGAUCAUCUUACAGCUUUUUUAAGGGCUCUCUCAACCUUCUUAGUGCUUCAUAUCUCGAUAUACAAUACAUUCACAAUGGAAGAAUGAGCCAAUGUUAUACAAAAUAUUUAUCGCAAAAACCUCGUGAAGAUCUAAUUAGCCAGCAGUAAGAAAAAAGGUAAGCAAGCCAAAAGGGAACAAUGAGGUAUCCUAAAAACAAGAAAACAAAAAAAAUAAAUAAAUAAAAGCAAAAACGAAAAAUAAAUUAUCAAAAAAGAAAAAAAGACCUUAGUCGAGAGUCGUACCUUGACCAUCUACAGGUUCCGCUCUUAGACCACUGCGCCACGCUAUCAAGGAUAAUGUUAAUGGGAAAAUUCUUGUAUCGUGAAUUGAAGGAUAUAUUUGAAGAAAAUUAGCCAUAAUUUUUGUUGUUGUUGUUAACUUUCUGCCCUCCUUUUCCCCGCAUUUUUUCUUGUUUCGUCCGAACGGGAUAUUCAUCGCACGACAUCUCCGACAUCUUUUUUGUCACUUUCCGUCUUUGUCAAAAACACUCACUACGGUGAUUAACAUCAACAAAAUCACAUUCACAGUCUGUAUAUUCAGGUCUUGCCUCAAACCCAGACAGAAAUGGAAUUUACUCAUCUCUUACGUUGGUAAUUUCCGACGCCAUUUUGUUUGUGUAUCAUUUGCACAUAGCCCUCGCAAAAAUGCGCGCGCGUGUCACCCGAGACGGCGUAAUUUGUGCUAAAAAUAGCCUAUUUUGCAUUAAUGGAAGAGGUAUCCAGUUAGGGUCUCCUACCCCGAUUAUGGCUCCUAAUAUGAUGGAUUUUUCUAAUUUGACAGAGCCCUUAUAUUUUUUGUGUUGCAGGAGGAGACGAGUGGAAGCUGGUUGCUGAGAGACUGGGUUUAGAUCAAGAAAAAAUUCGUUUUCUUGACAACCGCACCCUGAACCCAGCUGAUGCUCUAAUUGGUUAUAUGGCAAAUCAGCGUCAUUUGACUGUAGCAGAUCUUUAUAAAGUUUUGUGUGAUUGUGAGCUUCCUGUUAUAGCCGACACAUUGUAA
Messenger RNA from Porites evermanni, 2074 nucleotides. The record is from the annotation of a GenBank genome assembly. NCBI's taxonomy places the organism in Eukaryota, Metazoa, Cnidaria, Anthozoa, Scleractinia, Poritidae.